Molecule: messenger RNA, 708 nt
Organism: Podospora pseudocomata
Lineage: Eukaryota; Fungi; Ascomycota; Sordariomycetes; Sordariales; Podosporaceae
Exons: 3
Coding region: 1-399 (132 amino acids)
Source: RefSeq, a predicted model, not a curated record
AUGAUAACCACAUGUAUAUAUUUGCCAUCUCCAUUGCUUCCUCCUCAUGCCCGCACUUCCCAAACUCCAUUGACAACACAUCUCUACCUCCUUCUCAAGUCUCAAGGAUACAAAACAAACACCAUCAUCAUCAUGCCUUCCAGCGCUUUCAACUGGGGUGCCAUCGAGGAGGCUAUCGAUAUGAAUGAGGUUGUCCCCGGCAAAGGUAGCAAGAUAGUGUUCAUGCCCGUCGCUCGCGACGUCAUCCAGGACAUGCAGAGCAACAAAAGAAUCACCAUGGCCGCUUUGCGUCAAGACUGCCAGGAAGUCCUCAAACAAGUCAACAGGCAGUACCAGUCAGCAGCCCGCUCCGUCGCCGACAGUGUCACCCUCAGUGUGAAGGAGACUUCAACAAGCUGAUCAUCAAGAGACAUUUCUUUGCCUUUAUGCUGGGUUGGAUCGAGAUGUCGAGGGUGAAGCAAGGCAUAUCUGAGAUUUCUGAGUCACUGUCGUCCAACUGGAUUCUUUUGCCCAUUAAAUCAGAUUGGGACGUGGAUGCUUAUGAUGCAGACUGGGUCAUGGUUGGGAAGGCCGAUUUGGUUUAGGAGGAAAGGGAUGAAGAUGAGGGCAGACACAUAAGAGAGAGGAAUGAGACAUGAAGAACCAAGCACCAUUGCCCUAUCGAUAGAUCCAUACCACAUCAAAGGAUAAAAAGACGAUGAAAAGAGG